UCUCACAACCUGGUCAUAUGUGAUAGAUAUCUCAUACCCAGAACUUGGUUAUUACACGAUUCUACACCCGAUUGAAAAGGACAAUGCCGCCGCCCUCGUUACUCCAGCUUUGCACGGCCACUGCGAUCAGAAACAUCAAACAUUUGGAUGAUAUUGGAAAUAUCCCCUAUGCCUUAGCUCGACCAUUCCUCCUUAAGGUGGAAAGUCCCGAGAAACUGAGAGCUUUGGAACUUCAGUCGCCCCACCUCAUGCAAGAUGAUGAAGAACUAUGGCUCGAAUUUAUCAAGCGAGACAUCCCUCGGUGGGAAGAGUACGAUCUGCCCGAGAAGCCCGAUUGCUGGUAUGAUGUAUACUGCGACCUCAGAGAACAGGUACAACGGGCAGUAGACGAGGAUGCAGAGAAGCUCAAGAUGGCUUUGGACGGGAUCAGCUCCGAAAGAGCCAAACACAGUGCCAAGUUAGUCACUGAUCGGCGGAGUAUCGGCCUCCCCCGUGAGAGACCUACCAUGAAGCAGCGCUACGCUUCGCUCGAUAGGAAGAUGGGCGGGUUCAAACCGGUCUUCGUCGCUUCAAAGUCCGGCGCCAGCCAAUACGAUUCGCUGGGCGCGCCUGCCUGGGGAUUCGAACGUCCCUCGGUACCACGAUCCGAGACGAAGAGAAAAACCGGAAUCUUUAGCGCAACGAAGCGAAAUAGUGCGCUGGCUAUCCCAACAAAACAGCUCAACACCAGGGCCUCGCAGAUCAAACAGGCACCACGGUCUUUGGUCGAGGAACAUAGGCGUCCUGUUGAGCCUGCCAUCCCUCGCCGGCGAGAUAAUACAACCGUGGCUAUGAGAGCCCCCGGACGAUCACGAAUGCAAACUACUGCGGGUUCUACAGGUCAGAACAAUCUCGAAGUCAACUCCACCUUACGGGAUAGAGAAGCCCGUCUGCGGGCAAUAGCCUCUGGACGACCGGUCGGCUCCCUGACGGGCUCAUCUGGUCCGGGGACUACUGGCAGCCCGCAGUGUCCGCGUUUUAGUGCGUCGCCAUCGACAGCUACGGCAAAUGCAGUCGUUCCGACCGCACCUGGACCUCGUCCUAUUAUGGUUCGUAAACGACCCGCACCCGCCGAUCCGUUCAUUCAACCCAAGAAGAAGAGAGUGAACUGAUUCAUCG
This is a messenger RNA of Aspergillus homomorphus CBS 101889, 1158 nucleotides long. Its product is annotated as elongin A domain-containing protein. The record is from RefSeq and is a predicted model, not a curated record. Lineage: Eukaryota; Fungi; Ascomycota; Eurotiomycetes; Eurotiales; Aspergillaceae. The coding region runs from base 84 to 1151 and encodes 355 amino acids. The transcript is spliced from 4 exons. Gene Ontology annotation, cellular component: elongin complex; nucleus. Gene Ontology annotation, biological process: transcription elongation by RNA polymerase II.